Messenger RNA from Etheostoma spectabile (orangethroat darter), 2487 nucleotides. RefSeq names its product Rho related BTB domain containing 2a (gene rhobtb2a). The transcript is spliced from 10 exons. The coding region runs from base 122 to 2203 and encodes 693 amino acids. The record is from RefSeq and is a predicted model, not a curated record. Gene Ontology annotation, molecular function: GTP binding; protein binding; GTPase activity. Lineage: Eukaryota; Metazoa; Chordata; Actinopteri; Perciformes; Percidae. Gene Ontology annotation, biological process: small GTPase-mediated signal transduction.
GGCUCAAGAGUCAGUGACGGCGUGUUACAUAAGGCGGAAUAAUGCAGCAGAGCCUCAUGACUAGUGUCUCGGUGGUGCUGGGACUGCUCGGUCCUUCUGGUCCCAGCUGACAGAUUCUGAAAUGGACUAUGAGAGGCCAAACGUUGAAACUAUCAAGUGUGUGGUGGUGGGAGACAAUGCAGUCGGGAAGACCCGUCUGAUCUGCGCCCGGGCCUGCAACGCCACGCUGACCCAGUACCAGUUGCUCGCCACACAUGUGCCCACGGUCUGGGCGAUCGACCAGUACAGAGUGUGCCAGGAGGUAUUGGAGCGCUCCAGAGAUGUGGUGGAUGAUGUCAGCGUGUCCCUUCGUCUCUGGGACACUUUUGGAGACCACCAUAAGGACCGGCGCUUUGCAUACGGCAGGUCUGAUGUGGUGGUGCUGUGCUUCUCCAUCGCCAACCCCAACUCUCUGUACCAUGUGAAGACCAUGUGGUACCCUGAGAUCAAGCACUUCUGCCCCCGCGCUCCUGUCAUCUUGGUGGGCUGUCAGCUGGACCUGCGCUAUGCAGACCUGGAGGCAGUGAACAGGGCUCGGAGGCCUCUAGCUAGACCGAUUAAAUCUAAUGAGAUUCUUCCUCCAGAGAGAGGCCGGGAAGUGGCCAAAGAGUUGGGGGUGCCAUAUUAUGAAACCAGUGUUGUUGCUCAAUUUGGAGUCAAGGAUGUCUUUGAUAAUGCCAUCCGAGCUGCGUUGAUCUCACGCCGACACCUGCAGUUUUGGAAAUCUCAUCUCAGAAAUGUCCAGCGGCCUCUCCUUCAGGCGCCCUUCCUGCCCCCGAAACCUCCCCCACCAAUAAUCACUGUGCCUCCUCCGCCAACCACCACGGAGGAGCAUCCAGUCGGUCUCCUGGAGGACCCGCACUGUGCCGACGUCAUCCUGGUGCUGCAGGAGCGACAGAAAAUCUUUGCACACAAGAUAUACUUGGCGACUUCCUCUUCAAAGUUCUACGACCUCUUCAUCAUGGACACGCGCAACGAAGAGACUGAAAGGCCGUCUCGGGGCCCUCUCUCCGGCAGGGAGCUGCUGAUGCGCGCUGCUAGCUUCGAUGUUUGCGAAAGCAGCGACGACGGGGACAGGGCCAACCUGAGGGCCUGCACUAGUGACGGGACUCUGAAAGACUCUGAGGGGGCCCGACGGGGCAGAGUGCUGUCCUCGUGGAGCCGAGCCUUCAUCAGCAUCCAGGAGGAGGUGGUAGAUGACCCAGUCACGUACAGCCCCAGGCCCAUCACUGUCGUGCACAUGGACCAGUCCAUGCAGCUCGGGCCUUUCCGAUCAGUGCUUCGCUACCUGUACACGGGUCAGCUGGACGAGAAUGAGAAAGAGUUAAUGCACAUCGCGCACAUUGCCGAGCUGCUGGAGGUCUUUGACCUGCGCAUGAUGGUGGCAAACGUGCUUAAUAAUGAAGCCUUCAUGAACCAAGAAAUCACCAAAGCCUUCCAUGUACGGCGCACGAACCGAGUCAAAGAAUGCUUGGCCAAGGGCACGUUUUCUGAUGUAGUAUUCAAGCUAGAUGACGGCACCAUCAUGGCCCACAAGCCUUUACUCAUCUCGAGUUGUGAUUGGAUGGCAGCUAUGUUUGGUGGGCCUUUUGUGGAGAGCUGCACCAAAGAGGUGCUGUUUCCAAACACAACUCGCAGCUGUAUGAGGGCUGUGCUAGAAUAUCUCUACACGGGGCGGUUUUGUUCUCGGUCUGAUCUGGAUGCAAUGGAGCUUAUUGUCCUUGCCAAUCGUCUGUGCCUCCCCCAUCUGGUUGCACUUACAGAGCUCUACACAGUAACAGUGUUGACGGAGGCAGCGAUGAUGGGGGCCGACAUUGAUGGAGACGUGCUGGUGUACUUGGACAUGGCUCAGUUCCACGGCGCCCAGCAGCUCACUGGCUGGUGUCUUCACCACAUCUGCACCAACUACAACAGUGUCUGCCGCAAGUUCCCCAGAGAGAUGAAGGCCAAAUCUACAGAGAACCAAGAAUACUUUGAGAAACACCGCUGGCCACCUGUGUGGUAUCUGAAAGAGGAUGACCACUACCAAAGAGCACGCAAAGAGCGCGACAAGGAGGACUACCUGUACCAGAGACGGCAAUGUAAACGCAAGUGGCUCUUCUGGAACAUUCCUUCCUCCCCUAACUCAAACUCUCCUUCUUCUGGCUCGUCCGCUGUCAUCUGACCCAGCGGUGAGGCCAGGUCCACGCUGAUGUACUUCAGCGUGGAUGCGAGUUGUUAAAGAUACAAAAGAAGGUUAACACUGCUGGCUAGGAACGCCCCGAUUAUUCAGGCACACAGUCUCUCUCUCGUCCUGUUUGUUUGCCUCUGCAGUCAAACAGCGCUCCUCCAGGUCUGCAAGGUCAGCUCAAUCUGGCGGUUGAAGUAAUGAGUUUUCUUCCUUAGAUUUUUAGCUUGGUGUAGAAGAAAACUCAAACCUCAGUGGUGUGAGCUUCACUUACAAACGGC